AUGCCCGAGCAGCAAUUUCAGAUGGCCACGUCGUCGUACGCUCCAGCGGCGCAAUUCGCCGUGUCGCCCCCUGAGUCUGCGCCGCAGCUAUCGGGGUCAUUUGCGAACGGCGUGCCUAUCGUUAAUGCGCAGGGUCAAUUGACUUUGGCGUAUCCGCCGCAACUGCAACAGCUGCAAUUCGUGCCGCAAUCGCCAGGUCAACCCUUGCAACCAUCCCCGCAAUAUAGCUUUGUGAAUAAUGCAAGUGCAUCAUCCUUGCAUGUCACUUCGCAGCUGCCAAAGCAACAUCGACCGUCGGCCGAGCUCUUUGUGCACGAGUACAGUCCCCCUUCGGACGUAAAAAGAGCUGCGACUCCGCGCAAAUCUACCAGCGAUGGCCCCCCGAAAAACUACACAUUCAAUAACCACACAUCGGAAAAUUUUAAGAGCAAGGUGAAGAAGGCUGGUACAGCAUCAAGCAGCCCCGCAAGUGUCGGCCCAUGA
This is a messenger RNA of Sphaerulina musiva SO2202, 483 nucleotides long. RefSeq lists its product as uncharacterized. The transcript has a single exon. Bases 1 to 483 code for a protein of 160 amino acids. The record is from RefSeq and is a predicted model, not a curated record. NCBI's taxonomy places the organism in Eukaryota, Fungi, Ascomycota, Dothideomycetes, Mycosphaerellales, Mycosphaerellaceae.